CCCGAUUAACCGAUACUAGUUACGUACUUACGUGGUCGGCGGACGUAUUCGUUUUUAUUUCUGUGGAAAUUUAGGUAAAGAUAAUGGAAUAUUUAAUUAAGUGUGGUAACACUGAGCCACCCACCAAAAGUCAGUCAAAUGUUUUUCCUUCGGCUACUGGAUUCUUUGUGAGGUUAUUUUUAAACUGAAAUCGUAAAACAACAUAAAUUCAUUUGUAAAUCAAAUACCAGCAUAUUAUUCUUAUUCAUACGUUAAAACUAUAUUUUUAAGAAAUAAAAAUGACUUCAUUUUCACGUUUGCAAAAAUUAGCAUUAUUAAGUUUGGGUGCUGUUGGCGGUGGUUUAGCAUAUUACCAUGUAAAUAGUGACAAGAAAAAGGGGAAAUUCGAAGUAUUUAAUUCAUGGACUACCAAUUACACUCCCAGCGUAAAAUGGGUGAAGAAUUGGGACCAUCGUGAGCCAGAAUCAAUUGUAAGGCCAGAGAGAGCAAACAAGCCAGAUGAUGAGAACCGUUACAACGAACAGUUGGAAAAGUCGAAGAGUAAAGCUGUGCGACAUAUUUUUCUAAUUAGACACGGACAGUAUAACUUAGAAGGUGCUACAGAUAAAGAAAGAAUACUCACUGAAUUAGGUAGAAAGCAAGCAGACCUUACAGGCCAGAGGUUAGCGUGCCUAGACAUCAAAUGGGACUUACUGGUGCGGUCCACGAUGACGAGGGCGCAGGAGACCGCUGCCAUCAUCGCCAAACACUUAGACAAGAACAUAGAGGUCAAAGACUGCCAGUUGAUAGAGGAGGGGGCUCCGGUCCCCCCUGAACCCCCCGUGGGGCAUUGGCGGCCGGAGGCGAAAUUCUUCCAGGACAGUGCUCGGAUCGAGGCCGCCUUCCGCCGCUACUUCUACCGCGCGCCGCCGGACCAGGUCGCCGAUUCCUACACGCUGCUGGUGUGUCACGCGAACGUAAUAAGAUUCUUUGUGUGCAAAGCCCUCCAAUUCCCACCGGAGGCGUGGCUUCGGAUAUCCCUGAACCACGGCUCCAUAACCUGGGUGUCCAUACUGCCCAACGGGAACGUCAUCCUUCGGGCCCUCAGCGACACAGGACACAUGGAGCCCAAGUAUAUCACCAGCCGGUAAAGCUGAGUUAGGUAUAUAGAGUAUUCACAUUUUAGUUCGUAGAAAUCGGAAUAGAAUAAGACGAUAGAAAUUCCAUAUUACCCGUGUCAUAGCAAACAAAAUGUAACAGAGCCGUGAGCCGCGGGCCUAGGUUGUAGGGGCAGGCCGUAAAAAUAUGCGUGCCAAUGGUCUUAUAACUGAACGCUGAGAACAGAAGAAAGUGGAAGAAAGAAGAAGAAUGUGUAUGAAAGCGGACCCCAGGUCCCAAAUAGCUUGACGGAGACUGCAGCUGGGACCACGGACAUAUGAGAGAAAAAAGGGCUAGAAAUGCCAUAUUAUACAUAAAACUUUAUGAAUGUACUAAUAAUGUAAUAUCUUAGAACUAUAGGUAGGAUAUGGUCUUGUAUCUCACGCUGUUUUAUGAGCAGACGUAUGGGUCUCAAAUAAAUCUCAGAAUGGAGAUGCAAAAUCUAAUGCUGUCUCAACCAUCAGUUGCGAGUACAUUCACCAGUACUUACCACUUCUAUAGUCUUAUAUUAUUCCGAAUUCUAUGGUUCGCUCGUUGUAGUUUGAUGGUGAUGGUGUUGGAGAAAUUCUGUUUAAACUAUUUAGUAAAUAAAUGCAAUUACUUUAUUGAGCGAUCGGCUUUGGGUUCGUAAUAUAGGUACAUAUAAACCUUCCUCUUGAAUCACUAUCUAUUCAAAGAACAUAAAAUACGUUGGGUAGUUUUGAAAAUUUAAGCAUACAGGAAUUGACAGCGUGAAACGUCUGCUUUAAUACUAUGUAAUAAGUGAUAGUCAUAUAGGUGUCACUUAUUGACGUCAAGCAGUAUCAUUCGGUAUCAUAAGUAUAAAUAUAAAAAGAAACGGAUUCGUCUACAAUCUCGGAUCCCAAAACAUUUUUGUACAUAUUUGAAUAGAAUUUCUCUAACGACAGUAGGUAGAACAUAUCUGAUGUAGCAUUUGUGAUUGGUGACCAAUGUUUGUGCCAACAUAAAAUUAAGGCUAGCCGCGCACUAGUCAUUUAGUUGUUUUGUAGUAGUGCGCGAAACAAAAGUAAUGCGAUCGCUCAAGACUAUAUUUGUAAAAAAAAUUACAAUAACAAUUAUAGAAUUCUUAUGCUCUUGAGCGGUUAUACUCGCUAUUUACAGAGUCGAAAUUGUAUACAUUUUUUUUUGGCUGUAAUUUAAUUGUAGUCUAGUAUUAUUUAAUAUCUGUAAAAAUCAAGCGAAUACUGUAAAGUAAAUGUGAAAUUUUAAACAAAUUAUAGUUUAGCAAAUGUAUUUAUAAUUUAAUGAGUUUUUUUAAUGUGCCUUCCGUAUUAAUGUGUUCAGAUUUUGAGUAAAUUUUCUAGUAUAAUUCAUAAUACAUUAUAAAUACAGUACCGCUUAUCAGUAAAUAAAUAGAGCUUGUUGUAAUAUAAUAACUGUAACAUUUCGUUCCUACGCUCACAAUAUUAUGCGUUUUAAGACUACUCGUACAUAAUAUUUAGUGGAUUUUUUAAUGGAUUUGUAGUGUUUGAUUUGUUACCCGUUAUGCAACUCAGAUAAAAGCCGCGUACAUACCAUAGAUGCGAUAUUCCAAUUUUUUUAUACAAAUUCAUCCAACUUAUACGUAUAUGUACUUGUAUGACAUACAAUUUCAAUUAAGACUCGAAAGUUAAAAUUUAAAGAAGAUCUACACAACAUUAUAACUUCAUUUGAUUGAUAAAUUGAAUUUAUUUAAUGGUUCCUGUUACAAGUCUGAUUGGCUUUUUGUGAUAUCAAUUACGCUACAUAAAGGGAUGUACACCAUUAAAAUAUUAGUCUUUUUGUAUCUGAAUUACAUGGGAACUACAGAAAUAGAUUCGCCCACCAUUAAUCCAUAUUGUUAUACAUAAACUGUUUCCGUGAUGUAGUCUGGGUGUUUAUUGGUUCAGAGAUGUUGGGUUCAAAUACCGUGGGAAACAUUUUAUUUCGGGGUUGGCAGUACAACGGUCUAACCCUUUAUAAUGUAUUACAUUCGGGGCCAGAUACCAAAUAAAUAGUUUACAAAAACUAUAGUAUAAUAAUUCAAAGACAAUGGUUUAUAUAGGCAGGCGCUUAGGUGGUCAGUUUGUAAUCUGCUCAGAUUGUACAUGGAUUAUUUAAUGAUAAACCUGUACUUACUGUUACUAACAGGCAUUUACCUAGUCUCUACUCUGAAUAGAUGUAUAAAUGAUGAAUGUUUUUCUUUAUUCUCUUUUAACUUUUUUAUUUACCAACAGGAAUCAUGAACCAAAUCGAAGACCGUUUUUAACAGAGAAAACUUGCGAAGAGAAUUUGAAAGCGCGGUCAGAUAAUACUUGAAUUAGAAAUUAAUUUAAUAAAUGAUAAUCGAAUGCGUUAGAUAUGCCGACACAUAUGAAUAUUGUUUUAACUUCACAAAGACAAGUCUAAAAAUAGCUCCUUUAAAACCUUGUUUAAUUACUCGUGCUUUUUGCAACUCGGUCAAAUUAUGGCCUGACAUAAAGUCAUAAUUUAAAGUGACAUGAAUAAGAUUCUUUGAUAACAGUCGCUUGAUAUGACUUGAAUGUUUUAAUUGAUCUAGGUAGAAUCGUUUACAGAAAAUAUAAAAUAAGAGUUUUUUGUUAAAUAAUGCGAGAUCUAGAUCAUUAGAUCUAUGUUUUGACUUUUAUUAAGAAGGGGAGUUUUCACUGCCAAUUGUUACGAUGCUGUGAUUCAAAUAUGAGUACUUAAGUACUUAGUGGAAAGAAGAAUGAUAAAAAGAUAAAGCAAUUCAUCCAUACUAAAAUUAUAAAAGCGAACUUAUUACCAAACGUCGAAAAAAAUUGUCGUUUUAUUAUUUUGGAUAAAGUAGCUAGGUAUAUACUUCUCGUGGCUUCGCUAAAUGUAUUCGCGUAUUGUAGCAUAAUUAUGUGGUAUUUUGCUGUUUAAUUCAGUCGAUUUUGCUUACAGAUAACAUAACGUACAAACUUGUUUAUGCAUUUAUAAUAUUAGUAUGGAAACAUGAAGAUUUAAUCUGUUAGUAAUACCAAUUAUGUUUGAAGCUUCGGUUACCACGUUUCAGAGGGGUUAUUCACAAAUGUAUCUAUGUAAGGCAAAUAUCUUCUGCCACCUCUUUUUAACUUUGCGGUUAGCCUUAUGAUAGAAAGAGAGGGAAGAUAAGUUCUUGCAGCGCACGUGAAUUGUCCCUCAGGUGGUCCUUGCUUCUUAUUAUAGUAAUACAUCAUUUGAUUAAGAAGCUUGACCAGGAAUAUAUCAGGCCCAUUUUCUAAAACAAGUCGGGUUUAUAUUUGACAAAAAUAUACUAUUGUGUUAUCACCUCACUUUUACUCUAAUGUGAUAUAACUAUUUGGUGCUUUAAGAAAGAGCGUCAGUGGUCGAAUCGGUAAGGUGCCCGGUUCAAAUGAAAGAUUCGCAAAAAACCACUGGUUCGAAUCCCACCUCGGCCAUGUACCAAUGUCAAUUUUCAAGGUUUAUUCACUUUAGUUUAAAUACUAACCGAUGCUCUUAAGAUAAGGGGAAAAAACAUCGUAAGAAAACCUACUGCUGUAUCAGGCAACUGAAUGUGUGUAAUCAUUAUCCAACACGGGUUAGGUUCCCCUGCAGAGGGUCAGAUAAGAAUCCCUUCGUGUAAAAACCUGACUCACCCUAUGCAUGAUCCAUGGUCAAAGGCCUAUACCCCGGGCUCCUUUCCAGGGUGGUGUGAGGAUGUGAACGGGACUAACGUCAUGAGGAAAAAGAUGCUUUAAGAAAUGCUGAACAAGCGCCUUCAUUGACAGGUCAGCUAUAUUUCUGGUCAAGUUUUUACUAUAUCUUGUUAAUAUCUGUUGCCAUAAUACCUCUGAAGUGUUAUAAUUAGUGUCCGACCGAAGGUCUAUUUUUGGCCGAAGCCGAAGCCGAAGCCGAUUAAUCGGCUAUCGCCACAACCUUCGGCCGAAGCCGAAGCCGAAGCCGAAGGUUUAUAUUCUCUCAGCACUCAGUAAUUAAUUUUGUUCAAUAUUGUCUACAAGCUACAAUUAAUAUUAAAAUCAUUUCAAAACCUCAAUAUUGAAGGUUUAUAUAUUGACUGUCUCAUAUAGAAGUUGAUGAUAUAUCAUAGAGGUGGUUGGUUAAGAGAUAAACUAGCUGUUGCCCGCGACUUCGUCCGCGUAAAUUUCGAGUUGAAUUUUAAUCAUACAGUCAGAUACAGACAGACAAAAAAUGUAAAAAAAAAAUUCUCUAUCCGUUUCAGUCAAAAUAUUAAAUGUACAGAAAAAAUAUUUUUACCGUUUUAUUAUAUGUAGUAUUUUGAUUUUCAGUUUUUUUACAUAAAAUACUCAAACAAUACAAAAAAAAUAUAUUUUUAAUAAUAAAAAAUAUCUUGUAAUUGUUGGGAUUCGAACUUGGACCGCCAACUUCACAGUCUCACGGGCUAACCACUGGACCAUCGAAGCCGUUGCGUUGGUGUCGAAAUUAAAGUAGACUACAUACAUAUGGUCACGUCUUUAUCCCUUGCGGGGUAGACAGAGCCAACAGACUUGAAAAGACUGAAUGGCCACGUUCAGCUAUUUGACUUAAUGAUAGAAUUGAGAUUCAAAAAGUGAUAGGUUGCUCGCCCAUCGCCUAAAAAAGAAUCCCAAGUUUGUAAGCCCAUCCCUUAGUCGCCUUUCACUUAUAUUUAUAUGUUAUAGGUAUAAUGCCGUCGUAUAAUGAUAAAUGACUUUGAAUUUUUAAUUUCGUAACUUAUUUGCCGGCAUACUGAUACCUUGAGUUAAUUCAAAUGUCGAUAACUUUUUUUUUGUGAACCGAUUUUGAUGAAACAAACUUUAAAUGUUAUUCUGAGUUAAAACAAAGCAAUUGGUGAAAGUUUGAAGUAAAUCGGUUUAGUACUUUCGGAGAUAAUCGUGAUCAUACAUACAGACAGACAGACAAGAAAUUAAAAAAAAAUAUUUUUGCUUUCUAUUAUUCAUUCUAAUUGUCCCUCUAUCCAUUUCAGUCGAAAAUACUAAAUGUACAGACAAAAUAUUUUUACUGUUUUAUUAUAUGUAUAGAUAAAAGUUUGUGAUUUACCUACUGGUAAAAAUAAUGAUUUGACUUCUUACAAAAACACUCGUUUAAAUACACGUACGGACUUGUUUUGAUGCAUGCAAUCAGCAAUGUGAUAUUUUGACAGUGACUCCCCGCCGCCUCAUGACUUUCAUAACAGUUCGUUCAAUCUCGACGGUCGCUCGGACCUUCGGCGGAACCUUCGGCUUCGGCCGGAUUUUGGGCCGAAGCCGAAUGUUUCGCCGAAGGUGGAUUUUUUGGCCGAAGGUGGCCGAAGCCGAAGCCGAAGCCGAAGCUUCGGUCGGACACUAGUUAUAAUUCAAUAUCAUGUAUCUAUAUAAAAUAAGCUGUAAGUAUUUUGAUAUGUUAAAAAAAAAUAUUUGAAAUA
This is a messenger RNA of Amyelois transitella, 6505 nucleotides long. RefSeq names its product serine/threonine-protein phosphatase Pgam5, mitochondrial (gene Pgam5). The coding region runs from base 279 to 1130 and encodes 283 amino acids. Gene Ontology annotation, cellular component: mitochondrion. NCBI's taxonomy places the organism in Eukaryota, Metazoa, Arthropoda, Insecta, Lepidoptera, Pyralidae. The transcript is spliced from 5 exons. The record is from RefSeq and is a predicted model, not a curated record. Gene Ontology annotation, biological process: positive regulation of mitochondrial fission.